AGAAACAAAGGCCACUUUUUAAUAGAAUUUCAGCCGCCGUUCUAUUAAACCUAUACUCUUCCCCAUUUGACGCCCAUCUUGGUAUUUUCUGGCGUCUCCAAAUCCACCUGCUUGUGACUCGCGAGUCGUCAGCCCCUCACUCUCUCUCCGGUAAAGCUCGGCCACCAUCUCCGAGCUUUUCCAUAAACCCUAAUUUUUCAAAUCCCCGAACACCUCCAUUCCUUACCUCAGCCGUAACCCGGCCUUUCAAUUCACCUUUCCCUUCCUCGCUUCAUUGUCUUGCACAACCGAAAUGGCAUCCAUCGUUUGCUAGGGCUCUCUAGAUCAACUUUAUCAGUCUCCGAGAGCACACUGCAUCUCAUCUUCACCUACCUAAUCAAAUUCGUAGUCAUGGCUAUCCGCGUCACGUUAAGCUUCUCCGGCUAUGUUGCCCAAAACCUAGCAUCCUCGGCAAAUCUCCGGGUCGGAAAUUGCCGAGGAUUUCACGAAUGCUGGGUCAGGUCUCGGGUAUUCGGAUCAAACCAAAAGCCCGAGUUCGACCCCUCCGUCCCCGUCCGCAAGUACCACCAGACCCAAUUCUCCCGUUCGAAGCCGAGCUCGCUGGCCGCUAAGACUUUGCCGUCCUUGUACACAGCCCUCGCCGAAGAGAUUCUCGGCGAGAGUUCCAAGAGCCCGAUCGUUUUGGGCUUGAUCUCGCUUCUGAAGUCAACGGCUUUCGUUGCGGGUGUCUCUUCAGCUCCGUCUGCUAUGGGUAUUUCGCCGUUCAAACCCGGUUCGAUGAUGCCUUUUUUACAGGUCUCCAAGUGGCUUCCCUGCAACGAGACUGUUCCGGUGUCUAUAUUGAAGGAAGUGGACAAAGGCGGAACCUUGUGUGUGGAUGAGGUCGCUGAGGUCCCGCGGUUGACUAAAAAAGAAUUGGGGAGGAGCGGUUUCUUAUCGCGCUUGUUGAAUUCUUGCUCGGAGGACGCUAAGGCUGUGUUCACUGCUGUCACUGUUAGUGUCUUGUUUAAGUCCUUCUUGGCCGAGCCCAGAUCGAUUCCCUCCACUUCUAUGUACCCUACUCUGGAUGUGGGUGAUCGCGUUUUAGCCGAGAAGGUUUCAUAUUUCUUUAAGAAGCCUGAGGUUUCAGAUAUAGUAAUUUUCAAGGCACCUCCAAUCUUACAGGAAAUUGGUUAUAGCUCAGGCGAUGUAUUCAUUAAAAGAAUUGUGGCUAAGGCUGGAGAUUGUGUUGAGGUUCGCAAUGGAAAAUUGCUGGUAAAUGGUCUUGUUCAAGAUGAACAUUACAUAUUAGAGCCGCUUGCUUAUGAAAUGGAUCCAGUGCUCAUUCCAGAAGGCUAUGUCUUUGUAAUGGGAGAUAAUCGGAACAAUAGUUUUGACUCUCAUAACUGGGGUCCACUUCCUGUCAAAAACAUUCUUGGCAGAUCAGUAUUUCGCUAUUGGCCUCCCUCCAAAGUAUCUGACACCACGUAUGAACCACAAGUAGCGGACAAUGUUGUUGCAAUUUCUUGUUCAGCUGCUGCCAUACAUGAGGUUUUAGCACCUGUGAGAGACCAAAUAUCUGAAGGGAAAGAUAUGGCACCGCUCGUGCUGAGUGAAGUCGGUGGUUCAGGAGAGAGAGUGGGAUGCGAUCCCUUCCGCUUAGUCAGUGGUUCAAGAAACAUACAAUUACAAUUUACAAAGAUGAGGAGGACCGGCACUCUUCUCGUCUCCCUCAUCCUCUUCCUUAUAUUCCCACUUCAAUCAAUUCUUGCUUUUAAUUCUUCCACCACCCAAAUCUUGCAGGAUGUGUUAAAGAAAAUAUCGGCCAAGCACAAGUGGUAUUUGCAGGACAUCAGGGUUUCGAGGUUGGAUGCCAGCAGGGUUCGCUUCGGGAGCGCCCAGCGAUAUGAGUUCCGGGUCGGAUUCGGGAAGACCCCCGUAGGGGUCUUGUUCUCCGACGACGUCGCUUCCUGGAAAAAGUUCAGGCAACCCAGAACCCAUUUCGGCUCUCUCGUUAAGGAGCUCAGCUCCAUGGCUGUAAUUGACACCUUCAAAGUGGAGGGUCCCUUUGAGUUACGGGUCGGCGGCAUUCAUCACCUCUCCCUUUCAUUGCCGAUGAACACUACAUAUAGUGGGUUUAAAAGGGUUCUUGUUGGUAAAGGCAUCACUGUUGAAGUAAGUGGAGCUACAGAAGUCUCUGUGUUUCAUGCAUCUGAUCUUGGGUUAUCAUCAAAGGGAAGUGGUGCUAUUGGCAAGGAGAAAAGUGAGUUUUGGCCUAUUUGGCAUUCAUACUGCGCACCGUUAUUUCCUAUUCGUGUUUUAGGGCCUGCAACGUUGGUUGCAUACAAGACUCGAAAUCCUGAUGCCUACAUUGAGACCAAAUUUAUGUCCAAGGAGAUAAUUGAGUUCUUGCCAGAGAAGUGCUACAGAAGCCAUGCUUACAAGAAACGGGCUUGUCCCAUUGAUUCUUUACGUUUGAGGAUAUCUAUGCUGGAAAGAAUUUGGAAAAGCUUUCUUGGUGAUAGAAUUCGCCAAAGUGGUUUGUCGGGAUUUGUUGAAGGGAAAAUCAAAGCUUCAACUGUUGUCCGUUUCAAGGUUGAGCUCGAAAGGGAAUUUCGGAGGAAUGGUGCACUCCAGGGCAGGGCAGGGUGGAGAACUAGGCCGGCUGUUGAACGGGUUUGGUUUGAAGUUUUGGCAAGAGUGGAAUUUGGGAGGGUGAAGCCUCUCAUGGUUAAAGAGAUUAGGCCCUUCAUUGUAGCAGAUUCAGUUGCGUGGAGUAGUUUGAUGUCUAAUAUUUCCUUCACCAAGUCCUCAUCUGUCCUUGUACCUUCUGAGGCGCUAACGUUGGAUGUGAAGUGGUAGAGUAAACAUGUUGUAACAUAGGACUCAUGUUUGAGAAUGUUUUACAGAUUAAGGUGGCAAGGGGUUGUCUGUGUCCUUGCCCCUUCUCUGGAUGAUGGAUGAAACAGUACAUGUCAAUUGGUAAAUAACCCUCUUAUUUGGUCCCGUAAAUAAAUUGUUCAUUGAAAAGAAACAAACGUUAUACAGAAGUUUGAUCUUAUUUUGAUU
Molecule: messenger RNA, 3048 nt
Organism: Prunus dulcis (almond)
Lineage: Eukaryota; Viridiplantae; Streptophyta; Magnoliopsida; Rosales; Rosaceae
Exons: 10
Coding region: 391-2841 (816 amino acids)
Cellular component (GO): membrane
Molecular function (GO): serine-type endopeptidase activity
Source: RefSeq, a predicted model, not a curated record